ACACUAGAAGUACAUUGACUACUUUAAUUGUGUGAGCUUUCAAAAAAUGUGUACUAAAUGUGGUGUGUGUGUGAUUUUGAAUGAAACUGUCAUUGGUGUUCUCUAAAAUUUUGACUACGCCCGAUUCCUCACUGCUGUGAGGAGCCGCUGGCCGGAGGUAAAUAUUUAUUUCAUGUCUUGAUUGUCCUGUAUUCUUAGUAGUUAAACAACACUAGUAGUACAUUGACUACUUUAAUAAGAUUAAUUUGAAUGAGUUUUCAAAAAAUGUGUACUAAAUAUGGUGUGUGUGUGAUUUUGAAUGAAACUGUCAGUUGGUGUGUUCUAAAAUUUUGUUUCCUACAGGUCUUUGUGGUGGACUUCCCCCCCCCGCCUGAACGAGGAUGAGGAGCACCAGAGGGCCCUUCGCCACACGUACCAUCGCGUGACAGCUCGUAUGGGUUUGAGGUACUUCUCUGCGGAGGAGUACUUCCCCCGUACGCGCUUGGAUCUGUGGAGCAGAGACGGCGUUCACCUGAGCGACCGUGAGGGUAUGGGGAUCCUCACCCAGCUGCUGUGGGCCUCCACGGAGCAGUUCCUCGAGACACCACCACCACCUCCCCCUCCCCCGGUGUCUCCUACUCCUUCACAGCCGCUUAGGAAGGUUUCUCCUAAGCUGGUUGUGAAGGGAGAGCCGCAGGUUCCUGGUCCGGCCAGCGUGGCUCAGCAGCAGGAGAAGGAGUCCUUCCUUCCACUGAACCCGCGGUGGUUCAGUAGCACGACCCUUUGUGCUAUGGAGGAAGUGUCUCCUUCUCAGCUGUCUGACAUGGUGGACGUCCCAUCUCUUCCAGCGUGCAAGAAGGUGGCCUCCCCAGCGGCAGCCAGGCGUCAUAUGACCACGGAGAGACGCCCCCCCCUCUACCAGUCUCCUGUGAACAACCAGGUUGGAUCUCCUCCAGCCAGGCUGUCACGGAGACUGGAGGACGACGGCCCCUCCAGCCCGGUUCCUCGGUCCAAGACCACGGAUGGAACACCGCCCCCCCCCGCACCCAAACUUCAGUGACCAACCAGCUGGUUGGAUCCCCUCCAGUCAGGUUGUCCUGUAGUUUGGGUGAUCCGGCGACCCCCUGCUGUUCACCGGUUGCGAAGGUGGCCAGGAUGAAGACCCCUUCACCGGCUGGACCAUCCCAGACCAUUAAAGCUGCCUGUCACUCUCCUCGCCCAGUUAAGACCAUCGGGACACCAGUUCCCUCAUCGUCCUGCUGGCCCUGGAUUAUCGAUGACGAACUUGCCACCUCUCAUUCCCCUUCUAAAGAGGUAAUGAUAUUUACAUUUGGGUUUAUUGUGGGCUUAAUAAAGUGUUAGAGGUAAAGUGUGGUUUACUUUGAACUGAAAUGCAAAAGGAAGGGAAGGAAGGAAAUGAAGGAGGGAAUUGAUUACUAUUAAUGUUUUCAUGUGUAAAUCGUGUGACACACGUACAAGGGAUGUAUCAGAGUUAAAGGUCCUUUAAAGCCUCCUUCAAACUUUGGUCAAGAUGACAAUGGGUGACAAAGGUUUAUGAUGGUCUCAAAACAUUUAAAUUUGAAAUAUGGAAUAAUCUGUGUUAGUAAUGUGUACAAGUCAAGUAUGAUAAUACUUAAGGUCGUUUAUAAGCAUAAUAAUCAUUUGUGUAUAUGUAAGAUUAUCUAUUUGGUAAAUUGAUCAGGAAAAUUUGGUGGAAAUGAUAUUGUAUAAUCAGAUAGUUAGUUUAAAGCUGCAGUAGGUAAAAUGUUUUUAGUCACAUUUGCUUAAACUGUCACCCUGCUAUGACUGUAGUAUAUGUAAAAGUUAAUUACUACCACUAAUAAUGUUAACUAGGCUUAUGAUUAUGCUAAUAAGCAAUCAUUUAUGAUAAUGAUAAUUUAUCUUAUUUCAGGUGCCGCUUAGUGCUAGUAUUGGGGCUAGUCAUAGUCAGAGUGACAUGAGGUACAGGAAGUUCUCCAGGAACCACCAGUGUACCUGCAUGUCCCUGACUUUUCUGGCUUAUCUGAACGAGGGCUGUGAGUUUAACCCUCAUGUUGUGUUUGUGUCAUGUUAAACAAUUUUGUGUUCCCGACCGUUCCAUUUAAACUCAUCAUAAAAACUGUAAAAAUACAUAAUUAUCACUA
Messenger RNA from Acanthopagrus latus (yellowfin seabream), 2123 nucleotides. RefSeq names its product protein enabled homolog. The transcript has 10 exons. The record is from RefSeq and is a predicted model, not a curated record. The coding region runs from base 434 to 1039 and encodes 201 amino acids. NCBI's taxonomy places the organism in Eukaryota, Metazoa, Chordata, Actinopteri, Spariformes, Sparidae.